This is a messenger RNA of Rhea pennata, 1824 nucleotides long. RefSeq names its product cannabinoid receptor interacting protein 1 (gene CNRIP1). Gene Ontology annotation, cellular component: plasma membrane. Gene Ontology annotation, biological process: negative regulation of signaling receptor activity. The transcript has 3 exons. The coding region runs from base 37 to 525 and encodes 162 amino acids. The record is from RefSeq and is a predicted model, not a curated record. Gene Ontology annotation, molecular function: type 1 cannabinoid receptor binding. NCBI's taxonomy places the organism in Eukaryota, Metazoa, Chordata, Aves, Rheiformes, Rheidae.
AGACAAGCGCAAACCCCACAGCCCCCGCGACACGCAAUGGGCGACAUCCCCAACCUCGUGAAAAUCAGCGUCUCCCUCAAAAUCCAGCCAAACGAUGGGGCUGUGUAUUUCAAGGUGGACGGGCAGCGCUUUGGCCAGAACCGCACGAUCAAGCUGCUGACUGGGGCCAAGUACAAGAUCGAGGUCGCCCUCCGGCCCGGCACCAUUCAGGCCACGACUAUGGGCAUCGGGGGCGUGAAUGUCCCAUUGGAGGAGAAAUCAAGGGAUGCACAAGUGGUCUCUUACACAGGGAUCUACGACACAGAAGGAGUGCCCCACACCAAGAGCGGGGAGAGGCAGCCCAUUCAGGUCAACAUGCAGUUUAAUGACAUUGGUGUUUUUGAAACAGUCUGGCAAGUCAAAUUCUACAACUACCACAAACGGGACCAUUGCCAAUGGGGAAACAGUUUUGGCAGUAUUGAGUACGAAUGCAAGCCGAAUGAAACACGUAGUCUUAUGUGGAUCAAUAAAGAGACUUUCCACUGAAGAGAAGUGAAAAUAAUUGUGCUGGACAGUUUCCUUAAAGAAAAAUCUACCUUCUUAAACCAGCAAGAAGCCUUAACAAAGGCAUACUGUAACAUUGCUUUGUCCCAUAAGAUUCCAGUAACCCACUUGUAUAUACAGUUGGUGCCACUAAAAACCUUACCUAUUAUGGUAUUUUAAGUUUACCAUGGCAUUUCAGAUUCUUUAUCUAUCAUCCUGAGAAUAUUGCAGGCAUCAUGGUAAAGAGUAUUUGAUAGCUGGGUAGAAAAUCGUACUAUCAUAACACUACCAUAAAUAUUUGGACUAUGUCCACUGAAUAGUUCCAGUAGCUGUAACAACCUUAGUGUUUUUCUUUAUUGCUUACAAUUUGGAUGCAACAUCACAGUGGUGAUUUUCAUAUUUAGAUUUGUGUUUGCUCCAAAAUCAGCGUGCUCCUUCAAGCAUUUUGUCUACACUUCAUAACAAUAGACAGCAAGAAGUACAAGUUAUGGAUGUUUGUAGGUUUAGCUAAAUGGCAGCUACUGCACUGUUGAUAUUGUGCAUUCCUAUCAAGAGAUUUUGAAACUCACUGGUUCUCCCUUUUGUUGAGUGUCGUAAAGUAUUCUAUGAUAAAUUUCCUAUUUUGUGAGAUUCAGUAAAUUAUCGUUCUUUGUUGUUAAGUUUCCCAGUCCCCAAAAUGGUUUCAGGAGACAGUGUAAAACCUGCUAACUUAAACAAAGGAAAAGCAGUAAGUUAGCUGUGGUCUUAACAGAAAGGAACGCCUGAUUAAUAUAAGGUUAAUAUCUACCUUAAGAUCGCAUAGCAUUUUUUGCAAGCUAUAGCAGCCAUACUUAUGCUGAGUCUCAGAAUAAGAGUUCUGAUAAUAAUCCCCAUUUGUUUUAAUGACAUAUUGCUCAAACCAGUAAAAUCCUACAAAUUAACUUCUUCAAGCAUGACCAAAAUCUACCGUAUUCCCUACCAAAAAAAAUGCAGUAUUGUGAAGAAGGUGCAGAUCUUGGUGCAGGCUUAUACAUGCAUUGUAUUUUUUUUAAAUAAAGACAAGUAUGUAAGCAUUUGGAGGUUUAUGACUUAAGGUGCUACAUAAACACUGACCCAGUGUUUAACACAGAAAAUAGAAGCCAAACAUAUCUUUUCUUUCAGUAAAUAAAGCAGGGAAACAACAACACCAUCCCAUCUCCGGCCUCAUCUGAAGUAACCUGUCAGUUCUUGCGUAUUGGUUGUUCCCUUUGUUAAUAAUUUGUAAAUUGUGUAUGUAAAUGGUAACGACAACUUUUGAUCUUUGUAAUAAAGGACUUAAACAAG